Molecule: messenger RNA, 519 nt
Organism: Schistocerca serialis cubense
Lineage: Eukaryota; Metazoa; Arthropoda; Insecta; Orthoptera; Acrididae
Product: piggyBac transposable element-derived protein 3-like
Exons: 1
Coding region: 1-519 (172 amino acids)
Source: RefSeq, a predicted model, not a curated record
AUGAAGAAGAAACAAAGAGGAGCGUAUGACUAUAGAUUUGACAAGAAUAUGGAGGUUAUGAUAGUAAUGUGGAAGGAUAACAACUGUGUAAAGCUCUUGUCAAACCAUGAGAUAGUGUAUCCAGUAAGCCAAGUAAAGAGAUGGAGCAAAGCUGAGAACAAAAAAGUGCAAGUUCCACAGCCAAGAAUGAUUUCAGAAUAUAACAAUCAUAUGGGAGGUGUCAACAAACUGGUCUGGAACGUGGAGAAAUAUCAUGUGAGAAUUCAAAGUAAGAAAUGGUACUUCCCAUUGUUCACCCAUUCAUUAGAUGUAGCGUUGGUCAACACACGUGUUAUCUACUGCCUUUCGAAGGAAAGUAUUCCACUGCUUCAAUUCUGGAGGAUGGUGGCAAGGGCACAUCUUGUUCAGUCAUCAGCUGCUUCUGAUCCGAAAAGGGCAGGACAUCCAUCAUACCCAAAAUCAUCCCUUUCAUGUGUUCCAAUUGAACUCAAGACUUCUGGAAACAGACAUAGGAUUUAA